This is a messenger RNA of Cladocopium goreaui, 5580 nucleotides long. Lineage: Eukaryota; Dinophyceae; Suessiales; Symbiodiniaceae. The record is from the annotation of a GenBank genome assembly.
AUGACAUUCUCUGCAGCCCCUCACACACACAAACAAUCACACACACACAAACAAUCACACACACAUAAACAAACAAUCACACAGACACACAAACACACAGAAACAAUCACACACACACAAACAAUCUCACACACACACAAUCACACACACACAAACAAACAAUCACACACACACAAACAAUCACACAGACACACACACACACGCACAAACACACAGAAACAAUCACACACACACACAAACAAUCACACACGCAAACAAACAAUCACACACACAAACAAUCACACAGACACAAGCACAAACACACAGAAACAAUCACACACACACAAACAAUCACACACGCAAACAAUCACACAGACACACACACACAAACACACAGAAACAAUCACACACACAAACAAUCACACAGACACACGCAAACACACAGAAACAAUCAUACACACACACAAACAAUAUCACACACACACACCCUCCCCAAAAGAUGCAUCCGUCACAAUUUAUUUUCAAUCGCGAGAAUCGCAAGAAGCAGCCCUGAAAGAAUUUGAGCGCACAGCUUGUGCAACUGAGAACGAGGCCAUAUCUCUCUCGCUCAUCUCUAAAGAUGAUUCCUAUCCGGGCGUGUAUGGUCUGGUGAUGCCAGAAACGUUGAUGCGCGAGGUUUUUAUUGAGCGACCUGAUAUCAACUUUCGAGCCGGUUGGGAGACUGGCCGAGAAUCUGAACCGGCUUUUAUGGACAUGAACUUGCAUGCUGUGCGACGCUCAAAUGCUUCCCCAAAGGUGGUCUUGUAUCAGUACGAUGCCACGGAUGAACUGAACCCACAUGGUUUGCUCAUUGCAUACGCAGAAGAGUACCAAGCGCACAAGAAAAAGAUCAGAAGUGUGAAACCAGUGGUGUCAGAUUUUGAUACAUUCACAGUUGGAAGCAUUGGAAUGACAUAUGAGGCAUUGCCUCAGUGUCAGGCAGACCUCAUGCAAUGGAGUCUGGAACAAGCAAAAGGUAUUCUGAGUAAACCUGGAAAACAAUGCUGGAAUUCCAGAUGGCUUGAAGUUCUCCAGAAAGCAAAUGCAGAGGGCUUUCAUCCAGCUAUUCCUCGAUAUGGAUUUGGUGACCCCACAUCAUACAGACUUAUUGAGGAGGUGGUGAAAGCGACGAGCAUUUCUGGAGCUGUCCGACACGGAGCGGAAUGUUUUAAUUUCUAUUUUCCGCAAGAGUUUGACUCCGAAUACCUCAUUGUUUGGCACGGAUUUCCAGAAAAACCUUGGGCCUACUGUGACAUGGCAGGGCUGCAGGCCUUUCUGAAAGAAAGGAUCAAAAGAGCUGACUUUGAUGCUCAAGCACUUACACAACUCAUGGAAGCGAAACAUCAUGACAAAGCGCUGCAAAUAGGCGGACACUCUGCAGCCCAGCUCAGAUUGGAUUUGCUGCUCCAAUGCCAGGACAGCCCGCUGUUUCUGGAGUUUUUGCAGAAGUUCCAUUUGACUAUUCUGAACAGCUGGAAUGCCAAGAAUCCACCGACAUAUGAUAAUCAGAUGAGUGCUUCCAGCAUUGAUCAUGUCAUCAUGCGUAUUGCAGAUGCUGACCACAUGGCCAAGGAUGUCAAGCUCAUCAAACUGGCCCCAUUUGUGCCAUUGACAGGUGCAGACAAGCAUGGCAGAUGCAAGAUGACCGAUGGCAACAGUUCCAAGACAGCUUUGUUUCAUGUCUGGAUCCACUAUGGACGCUUUCGAGCCCUGAAAAGACAGCAGCAGCGUCUGACGAGACAGCGGAAGCGCCAAAAGAUGCAGGCGAUACGGAAGCACACACCAAAACAACCACUGAAGAAAAUUCGGUUGAGACUGCCUGAUGGAACACCAGCCAGUGCGACACAAGCCAUGCAAAUGACACAGGCUUACAUUCAGAAGAUUUGGCAUAGCAGUACCCCAAUUGUAUUGCGUCAACCUGCUCCGGUGGGGGUGCCUUUUUCCUUGGAAGAGUUAGCACAGGAGAUUGCCUGCAUUCCCAUGACAAAGGCUGUUGCACGGAGCUGCCUUCCCGGCCUUUGCUGGAAAACCAAUGCAAGUCAGGUUGCCAUUUUCUUCUAUGCCAAAUUACAGCAGUGGUGGACAAGCCAGCCAGUAUUCAUUCCCCAACAGUGGAAAGAUGCUCACCUCACAUUCAUCAAUAAACCUGCCAAGAGUCCAGACAGACUUGAACAUCUGCGCCCACUGGCGCUGUUGGAGCCGGUGGGGAAAUGUGUGCUUGGACUUCUCACCAAAAAAGUUGCUGCUGAGAUACAACCGUUGAUAAGUCCUUGGCCGCAGAUGGCAUUCAUGAAACAGAGGUCCACUUACGAUGCCAUCAGAAGAGUGGCACAACACUGUGCCUUGGUGCGCACCCUGACAGCCUCUCAGCGAAGAAGUGUGCAUGAAAGGGCAAUGCAAGAACCCUGUCAUCAGAUCUGUGGUGGUCUGCAGGUCCUGUUGGACGCAAACAAAGCGUUCGAUUUAGUACCAAGACAGACCUUGUUCCAAUUCCUCAAUGGUCUGCCGAUCAGCCAGGUUUUGAUAACACUGCUGAGUGAAUGGCAUGUUCACACUGCAUACAUCGUCAAUGAUGGCACCGUGCAACAGCGCGUCACCACCGGCCGCGGUGUCAGACAAGGCUGCCGGGCAGCCCCAGUUUUGUGGUCCAGCCAUACACUGCACGUGUUUUACAAACUGCGCGAUCUCAUCGAUGAAACAUGGAUCAAACAGUGCCUCACAGUGUUCGCUGACGACUUUCAUUGUUGCGAGGUGUUUCGAAGUGAGGUCCAAUUGCAAGAUGCCCUGCACAGAAUUGGUAUCCUACUAGAUACGCUGGAACUGCUUGGAGUCCAACUGAAGCAUGUCCAGACUGCCAGUCAGAACUCAAGCCAAGCACUGAGCCAGCCGCAGCGCUUGCCCACGCCCCUGAUGGCAACUGAGCAGGAAUAUCCCAAGCUCACUCAUGCCAUGUUGACAAUGCUGAUGAGUAAACCGUACGGCCCUGCUGCCCUGACCCUAGUUCAGGAACGCAAUUGGGAUGCCUUGCAACAGCUCACAGCCGCUACAGCCGAUUGGACACACCACUGUGUGAUCUGUGGAGUGUAUUGCAACCGGCCGCAGGAUUUGAAUCUGCACUUGCGGACCCAGCACCCAACAUUGCUGCCACACGUGAUGUCCAAGGCCAGUCAACUAGGACGCGCUCAAGCAUCAAACUCCCCUUGCCGAUUUUGCAACAAGACGUUUCGCAGAGUGCAUCAAUGCCCCAUCAUGGUUCAAGCAGCCUUGUUAUUGGUCAACACUGAUGCGACGGGCCAUUCUUAUUCUUGUCCAGGUGAUUCUGUCCUUCGUUGCGAUGUCUGUGCUGAGCAGUUCCAGGAGAUCCUUCAAUUGCAUUGCCAUUUACAUGAGCAGCACCGUUUAGAACCCCUGGACUGGGAUCCUCUCAGAGACAUGCUGGCGGGAACGGAACCAGUGUGCGCACACUGUCUUGCCAUGUUUGCCGAAAAAUCUGCCCUUCGGCAGCAUAUCACGUUGGGGCAAUGCAUGAGUUUCAAUCCAACACGCCAGCCCACUGAAACCCCGGUCACACCGGAAUGGCAGGAGCUUCUCUCCUCUGGUGACAUCACCCAGCUCCAUCAGGCACCCCAGAAGCGUUUGCACUUGACCCUUCGAUGCCAAUUCUGCCAGACUGCUUUUCAAAGAACUGGAGAUCUCUCAUUACAUCUGCAGACGGUUCAUAGCAAGCUCUGGAGUGAUUCACAGACACACGUUCAGCUGCUUGUUGAAGCCAGCCGACGCAUUGGAUGUCUCUGUAACCCAUCGACCAAUGCCAGUGGACUUCAGCACAUUUGCGUUGCAUACAGGCAGCUUGGAAUGAUGGUGCAGAAGCUGACACUUCCCAUGUUCUUGCCUUGGACUUUUGAGAGGACACAGAUUCAACAGUUUUUGACCGCAGUGAUCACAGAACCAAUUGGCAACCGCCUGUGCGACAUUCUCUGCACUAGGUCAUUUGAGACGCUUUGGACUGAUCCCAUGCUUGUGCGCCUUUUACGCACCAGAUGCCUUCUAUGUGGACUGCAAUUGCAUCCUGCUGAAGUCACCGGACAUCUGCAUCGAGUCCAUGCCCCAGAAGUGCAUGAUCACCGCACUCUGAUGCCGCAGCUGAUGUUUGCAGUCAGCCGCGAAAACCAAACAGACUACAGGAACUGUCGUCCAGAUCAGUUUUGGCUCAGAUUCAUUUGCAACACCAGUGCCCUGUGGUUCUGCAAUUGGCCUUGCUUCUUCAAGACCAUGGAGUUCAACCCACAUCUCACCGCAGAAGACUCCGAGAUGUUGGAGACCUUCAAACAGAUGAGCCCUCUCCUGAAGAUGGAUCGAUACGACAGACCAGAAGGCGACAGAAGUCAAAAGAAGCACAAGGCCGACAUGCGUCAGCCCGCAGAGUUCAAAGGCGACGACACUCGCCUAUUACAGGCGAUGGGACAACUCCUGUUGAAAGUGGAUGCCGAGCAACAAGCGCUGAAGCGUCAAGACUCAUGGAUUUGCUUCAUGCAAACAGAGUCACAGGCCAUCCUGCCGGCCUUGGUCCUGAAAGCGGCCGAAUGGAAGCAGAAGCUGACGGUGAAACAGGAACUGCCAGACCAGCCAGCUCUCCCGCUACGGUGCUUCCUGACCCAGCACUUGGCAGAAACGCUCCAUCACAGACUGACCAAGCUCGCCCAAUGCAGCAACGAGGACCCCUUGAAGAAGGUCGCGCUGGAGCAGGGCCUAUUGACACCAGAGGGACACUUUCCGUUUCAACGAUGGAGUGCCCAUGCACAGAGCCUCAAGCCCACGCGUCAGACACCCAUCUCCCUGCAGAGGAUGGUGAAGUACUCAGAGCAGUUGAUCGACAUCCUGAAAGACGCCAGUGUGACGGUGAAAUUUCACAGCAUGAGACCGAUGUCAACAGAAGCUGUGGUGCCCUGGAUGUGGCAAAUUUCGAUGCGAGCAGACGAUCUUCAGGUACUACUGACAACCCUGCAAGGGUGCACUGUAUGGGCCCUCUUGGGCAUGUCGAUGAAGCCCCACGCCCUUUACCAGAGCAAGCAGGGGCAACAACUUCAGGCUCUGCUCGGGAAGGGAUCCGGCAAGACUCAGGGCAAAGGACAUGACACAGCAGGCCACUGCAGGACACUGCUGCGGGUGGAGAUGAAUGCGACAGCCCGGGCACCUCACAUGUUUUUAUUGACGGAGGACUGGCUGAAAGCUGUUCCAGUGUGGAAAGAACCAUAUUGGUUCUUACGCAACAUCACAUGCUUCUGGUUGGGUGAUUGGGAUCACGUUGAUCUUUAUGAUUUGCCACUGACGGAUUCCCACAUGCCCCCACGCCCACCGGCUGCAGCCAGACCGGUUGUGACUGCACGUGAUUUGCUCAGCCAUUUUGCGGAAGGAACUGAAGACACAGGAGACGACAUUUUGCAAUUUGCCAUGCCUGAGCGAUCCAUUGCUCAACAGCCAUCCGGCCCAUUCUCACCAGCUCUUGUGUAUAGUCACGCUGGGUUCUCAAGUCCCUGCGAAAGGGCCAUCAUGCACAGCUAG